AGCCUUAAGCCUCCUGCCAAUAACGUACCAUCUCACUGGAUAAAGUAGAACGCCUGUACUCGAAGUCCGUAUCGUAGAUGAGCCAAGGACCACCAUAUCUGCCUCGAGUCUGGGCUUUGGGCGGAGCACCCAACAAGUCCAUUGACAUUCCCGUCACAUCAAUCUGUCUUGCGCUCUACAUAUGCGGAGCCGCAAUUCAUAUGACCAUCUUGCAGUUAAAUAAUCGGCGAAGACACAAGUUCUUGUUUUCUGGCGCUCUAUUCGGCUUCUGCAUGUCCCGAAGCAUAACCUGCAGCUUGCGCAUCUCCUCAGUAGUUUAUGCUCACAACAUCCGCCUUGCCAUCGCAGCACAGAUCUUCACCGCCGCGGGCGUUCUUAUAAUCUUCGUCAUCAAUCUUCUCUGGACACAGCGCCUAGUGCGCUCCCUCCAUCCUCAAUUCGGAUGGCACCGCGUGCCCUCCACGAUCCUCAAGAUCCUCUGGCCACUCAUCGGUCUCACACUCGCUGUGCUCAUCACAGCAACCGUGCAGUCGUUUUACACCCGCCGCCCCCGAACUCUGUUUAUCGACCGCGCACUGCAACUCUACGGCACGACUUUCCUCGCAAUACUUUCGUUUCUGCCCAUUCCGAUCCUGCUCCUCGCAUUCACGGUACCACGUAACCAAACUCCGGAUACCUUUGGUCGCGGCCGCCUCCGCACCAAAGUCGUCGUCCUGUUGACUGGCACGGUGCUCGUGUGUUUCGGUGCGAGUUACCGUGCGGGCACGAUGUGGCUUACACUCGUCCAAAACACUUCUCCCCUACCUGCGUACUACCACAAAGCGGCGUUCUACAUUGUUGACUUCGGUGUGGAAAUCCUUACCGUCUACCUGUAUGCAAUUACGCGGGUGGAUCAGAGGUUCCAUAUUCCGGAUGGAGCUAGGGGGCCGGGAAGCUAUUCGCAAAGUGAGCCGCUGGGGGAAGAUGGUGAGGGGAAGUGGUUGGAGUUGAGUUAGGUAAUGGUCAGCAUGAAAGGAGUGCUAGAGUGGAGCAGAGGCAACGGCACGCAAAGUCGUUGCAUUGGCAGACCCCAUUUUUGUACAGAUGGUAGGGGCGCGAAGAAGUAUAUCACCGCGCACAAAUAGAUGGUUGGGCAUGAUCAAAUGCUAUGUAGUAUACCUUACAAAUUGUAUGAUAGAC
Macroventuria anomochaeta is the source of this 1179-nucleotide messenger RNA. RefSeq lists its product as uncharacterized. The record is from RefSeq and is a predicted model, not a curated record. The transcript is spliced from 3 exons. Lineage: Eukaryota; Fungi; Ascomycota; Dothideomycetes; Pleosporales; Didymellaceae. The coding region runs from base 78 to 995 and encodes 305 amino acids.